UCCGCUAGCAGUUGUAGUUGCACAGUCGUCCCUAGACCGCGUUUAAAAGGGUCCGGGAUCGCGCGCGGCUCACGUUAUCGUCUCCAAGGGUGCCCGGGGGGUUGAUAGGACGCGCAGUGAUAGUGCGGUCGCGUUCACGGUGCGAAGUACGUCACUGGAGCAGUGGUUGCCGAACCGACGGAACACCUGCUGUUCCUGUGUUAACGGGCCCUAACCCAGCCUCGGCGAAUCCACCCUAACUCCGUUCGGUGGCGCAGGUAUACUCCGCUCGCGCGCACACCCGGACCGCGCGCCCGUGUACGCGCAAGGCGUGUAAAAGAAGAGAAUAAUAGCGUAAUAGUACGGCACAACAGUAUGGCGCGUGCGCCCCGGCACAACGGUCCGGCGUCGGAGGAGCAGCUGUUGGUUCGGUGGCCGUGACGUUCGCGCGCGGUCGUCGUCGUCGUCGUCGUCUGCUAACACCGCGCGCUCGUGCACAACAUCCCUGUCGAACGGCAGUCGUUCUCGCCGCGACCUGGUGUGCCCGUCCCCGUCCCGUACGUACCGUCGGUUUGGCGCGCGAUCACACGAGCACGGGCUAGCCGAGCGGAGUGCACUACCCCGUAUCGAUUCCGCGUAUAUACUCGCCCCGCAUCGAUCGUUUUGUCGGCGGGUAACGACUCGCGUGCCGACGCGUGAUCUAUAGAUCGGUAUCGUCCUCCCGGGUUUUCUUUCCUCGUCGUCCGGACCGGCAAUCGGUUUACGCGCACGAAUUGUACCAUGCCGUCGGUGACGGAGAUCACUACUACUACUACUACUGCUGCUACUACUACUAUUGCUGCAACGUGAUCGUCGAGCAUGACGACGACCGGUUUGGCUGUGCCCCGCUCCAUGGCGGGUUUGGCGGGAAGAUUGUCAGGAAUGAUGCCUACCCCCAGCGCACGUGGAAGAAAAGGCUGGUGCGGCUGCCUCCAGGACGACGAGCCGCCGGAGAUCACCUACUGUGUGGUCGAUAAUUCGGGCACCCUGACGUUGCAGACGAUGACACCUACUCUGCCCAUGCCCGAGAAACUAGAACUAGACCGUCUGUUCGCCGAGCUAGUGGAAGAACUUGAUUUGACGGCUACAAAUAAAGCAGCCAUGUUGGAACUUCCCGAAGAAAAGAAAUGGCAAAUUUACUGCAGUAAAAAAAAGGAUCAAGAAAACACGACCGAUUUGUCGCAAUCUCCAGAAACUUAUAUCGAUCAUAUAAGAAUUGCGAACGGAGAUCAACGAGAGAACACCAAAUUGUUUGAUUCCUUAAAGACUGCUCUUCGAACUCAGCCUCAUAGUUUCGUCUUGAGAUUUGUCCAAGCUAACGGACUUGUCACUCUAUUGGAAGUAUUAUCUUCGAUGGAUUACGACACUCAACAAGGAGCUAUACACACAUCAAUAAUUGGAUGUAUUAAAGCCCUUAUGAACAACUCUACUGGAAGAUCUCACGUGCUGGCUCAUCCUUCGGCCAUUAACACGAUUGCGCGUAGUCUACUCACUGAAAACCCUCGUACUAAAGUCGCCGUGUUGGAAAUCCUUGGUGCUUCCUGUUUGGUCGCUGGCGGUCACAAGAAGGUCCUCAAUGCCAUGACCGAGUACAAGGAGUUUGCUCAUGAACGUGCCAGAUUCCAAGGCAUAAUUAAUGAUUUGGAUAGAAACACUGGCAAAUACAGAGACGAUUUGUCUGUUAAGACAGCAAUCAUGUCUUUUGUAAACGCUGUCCUAAGUUAUGGACCCGGCCAAGAAAGCUUGGAGUUUAGAUUGCAUUUAAGAUAUGAAUUCUUGCAGCUUGGUCUCAAGAAUAUUACUAUCAAGUUAAGAGAACACGAGAAUCAAACGUUGGACCGACAUAUUGAUUUUUUCGACAUGGUUCGCAAAGAAGACGAAAAAGAACUGGCGAGAAAAUUCGAACAGGAGCAAGUAGAUACCCAAAGCGCUACUUCUAUGUUCGAUUUGUUACGCAGAAAAUUGAGCCAUUCUCCGGCAUAUCCUCACUUCCUUUCACUCUUUCAGCACUUUUUGCUGUUACCUCUUGAGUAUGGAAGUCUUCCACAGCACUGGCUUCUGUUUGACCGAAUAGUACAGCAAAUAACUCUUCAAACCGAUGCUGGUACUGAUAAUGACGUGACACCAAUUAAUAUAAAUGUCAAAGAAAUAGUUCAUCUACUGGCCAAAGAAGAGGAACUUGUUGCUGCAAAAAAAAAAGCCGAAGAACUUGAAAAAGAAAACAGUAGUAUUGCUGUUUCACUUGCUAAAAAAGAACAAGAACUAGACUUAAGAAACCAAGAAAAAGAAGACAUGGAAGCCAGUAUUUCAAGGGUUAAAGAACGUUUGGAAAAGGAAAUAUCCAUUCAUUUGGAAACUAAGCAAAAGGUAUCAGAACUCGAAGACACUACUAGUGAAUUGCAGCACCGAGUGUUGUACGAGCAAACAGAAAGGAGAAAGUUAGAGGCAAUGCUUAGUAAUGGAAGCUUACCAGACGAUGCUAAAGUUAAUUUCACUGCUUCAAUGCCUAUUCCACCUCCGCCUCCACCUAUGGCUAAGACCCGUGGGCCCGCACCUCCACCAGCGCCUCCACUACAGUUGCCCCAACCAAAUUUUCCACCUCCUCCUGGCUGUCCUCCUCAAUUGUCCAGCAAGCAGAGGUCUGUUGAAAUUCCUAAACCUUCUGCUCCUCUGAAGUCCUUAAACUGGGCCAAAUUACCAGAAACCAAAGUAGCUGGAACCGUAUGGGCCGAUAUUGACGAAGGCAAAAUGUAUUCAAUCAUUGACUUUGAGACUGUUGACAAACUAUUCUGCGCAUACCAAAAUCAAAAACCCAACGGCAGUACUACAGUGAAUGAUGGGUCCUUAGAGGACUUAAGACAAACUGGAAAAAACAAAUCCAAAGUGUUGUCAGUAAUUGAUGGCCGCAGAGCUCAAAACUGUACCAUAUUGUUAUCGAAAUUGAAAAUGUCUGAUGAGGAAAUAGCCAGAGUAAUUUUGGACAUGGAUACUAAAGAUGUGUUACCAUUGGACAUGGUAGAACAACUUUUAAAAUUCACUCCAGGCCCAGACGAAGCAGCCUUAUUGGAAGAACAUAGUGAUGAUUUGGGUUGUCUUGCCAGAGCUGACCGAUUUUUAUAUGAAAUUUCCAAAAUUGCUCAUUACGAGCAACGUCUUAAUAGUCUAGUAUACAAAAAGAAAUUUGCUACAUGGACAAGUGAAGUGGAAGGCAGAGCGAAAAUUGUGAUGGAAGCAUCACGAGAAGUAGCUCGUUCCAGACGCCUAAGAAAAUUGCUAGAAUUAGUGUUAGCUCUUGGAAACUAUAUGAAUAAAGGAGCAAGAGGGAACGCUUGGGGUUUCCGUUUAUCAUCUCUAAAUAGACUUAAGGACACCAAAUCAAGUACUGUACGAGGUACAACAUUAUUACACUACAUUGUUGAUAUGGCUGAUGAGAAGAAGGAGUUCAAGGAUAUCUUGUUACUGGAAGAAGAUUUACCUCGUGUAAGAGGUGCCUCUAAAGUGAGCUUAGCUGAACUCGAAAAAGACAUGUUACAGCUAAGAAAUAAUUUGAAAGAAGUAGAACGAGAAGUUGAGUUCCAGAGAGUUCAACCUGUUGUGCCGGGUGAUAUGUUCCUACCAGUAAUGAAAGAGUUUUUAACUACUGCAACAUGUAAAUUUUCCGAAUUAGAAGACUUGUUCCAAGAUAUGAAAACUAGAUUUGAUAGGGCGGUCAGACUAUUUGGAGAAGACAACUCUACUAUACAACCAGAUGAUUUCUUUGCUAUUUUCGAUUCACUAUUGACAGCUCUUUUUGAAGCUCGUCAAGAUAACAUGAAUGUUAAAAGGAGACGAGGAGAGGAAGAGAAGCGAAUAAAGCAUGAGAGUGAUUUAAAAAAAUUAACCCUUGAACGGAAAAACUGUAAGGACGGAGCAAGUGUUUUGUCAAAUGGAUCUGCUGGACGUCGAACCACUAAUCAAGUAUCAAUUAAUGAUCACACGGGUGAUAAAACAGAAUUUGAUGAUCUCAUCUCAGCGUUAAGAACAGGAGAUGUUUUCGGUGAAGAUAGUAUGGCAAAAAUUAAACGCAGUAGAAAAUCUCGACAUUCGCCUCCGGCCAGGGAGCAUAGCAGGGACCGAGUAUUAAACAAUACACGCCAAAAAUAAUUGAACUGAUAUAAUAUUUUUUCAGUUAAGUUUAUCAUUAAUAAAAUAAAUGUUACUAAUUCUUGCAUUUUAUUCUACUUUCUGUGAUAUACAUUGUGUCGUAUCUAAAAUUGUGCGUAUGACUACGAGUUGAUUUUUAUUGGCUUAUGAAUAUUUUUUCAUCUUAUUUU
Molecule: messenger RNA, 4331 nt
Organism: Sipha flava (yellow sugarcane aphid)
Lineage: Eukaryota; Metazoa; Arthropoda; Insecta; Hemiptera; Aphididae
Gene: DAAM
Product: disheveled-associated activator of morphogenesis 1
Exons: 16
Coding region: 838-4161 (1107 amino acids)
Biological process (GO): actin cytoskeleton organization; positive regulation of actin filament polymerization
Molecular function (GO): small GTPase binding; actin binding
Source: RefSeq, a predicted model, not a curated record